Molecule: messenger RNA, 1180 nt
Organism: Lathyrus oleraceus (garden pea)
Lineage: Eukaryota; Viridiplantae; Streptophyta; Magnoliopsida; Fabales; Fabaceae
Product: transcription factor JUNGBRUNNEN 1
Exons: 3
Coding region: 57-977 (306 amino acids)
Biological process (GO): regulation of DNA-templated transcription
Molecular function (GO): DNA binding
Source: RefSeq, a predicted model, not a curated record
UCCAUACAAAAAAGGCAAAAAAGCAAACAUAAACACACAUAGAGUGAGAAAAGAAGAUGGGUGUUAACGAUGGUUUCAAGAUGGAUAAUCAACAUUUACAAGAUGAUGAUGAUGUUCCACUCCCUGGAUUUAGAUUCCAUCCUACUGAUCAAGAACUUGUUACUUUUUAUCUUCAAAGAAAACUUGAUAAGAAACCUAUUUCCAUUGAUCUCAUCAAACAAGUUGAUAUCUACAAAUAUGAUCCUUGGGAUCUUCCGAGAUCUAGUGUACAUGGAGCAGAAAAAGAAGGUUACUUCUUUUGCAAAAGAGGGAGAAAAUAUAGGAACAGCAUUAGGCCAAAUAGAGUAACUGGUUCCGGAUUCUGGAAAGCAACAGGAAUAGAUAAAGCAAUAUACUCAAAUGGAGGAGAAGGAAAUGAUUGCGUUGGACUCAAAAAAACACUUGUUUACUAUCGUGGUAGCGCUGGCAAAGGCGCGAAAACUGAUUGGAUGAUGCACGAGUUUCGUCUUCCGUCUAAUAUUACCACCAACGCAAAUCUUGCUCAUGCUAAGAAUGAUAAUGAUGUUUCUCUUGAAGCAGAAAUUUGGACAUUGUGUAGAAUUUUCAAAAGAAAUGUAUCACAAAGGAAGCAACAAAUGGCAGAGGUGAAACCGUUAGCUUACAAGAGCGCCAGAAUGAGCAGCAAUAUGGAGUUCAUGUUAAAUCAACAAACAUACAUCAAUUUUGGUCCAAGCCAUGAAGAUCAUCAUAAUCAGGAUAAACCAGUGUUACCAGUAAAUAGUUAUACAAGUAGUGGUCAAAGAAAUCAAUUUUAUAUGAGUCAGUUGACCUCUUCAGAUGCACAGCAACCUCAACAAAUUUUAAUACCAUCUUCAAACUUUUGGAUUCAGCAAGCUGCAAAUGAGCUAUUAUCAUUUGAUAAUUGGGAUGAGCUUGGGUCAGUUGUGAAGUUUGCUGUUGAUUCACCUAGUUUGUAAAUAGUGAUGGCAAUGGCAUGUGUUGUUGGAAUUUAAAAUAGAUUUAGAAAUCAUUGAUAUAUUAUUGAUGGUGUAACUUUUACAAUACUUGUUGACUUCACUAAUACAAAAAUAACCUUUUAGGAGAAUAUUUUUAGUUGGUUGUCUUGUCUGUCCACAUGCUUUACAAAAAUGAAGUGGUGAUAAAUUUGAAAUUAUUGAAA